UGCCGGAGCGCGGCGGCGGGCAUGUGGCGGGCGGCGGCUGGCGGCCGGUUGCUGCGGCCUGUGUCCGCCGCGGUGAGGGCCGCCUCACGGCCGGAGCCGCUUCCGCGGGAGGCCGGGGCUCCCCGCGGGGGCUGCGCGGCGGCGCGGGGCGUGGGAGGCCUCAGAGCCGGGGCGCUGGGGGCGGUGGAGCGGCGCCAGGCGGCAGGUACUGUUCUUCCAAAGUUCAACAUCGACUUUGUUGUAUCUCUGCUCAGGCAAGAAAAUGCUAAAGACAUCUGUGUGAUCCAGAUACCUCCAGAAAUAAAAUACUGUGAUUAUUUUAUAAUUGUGAGUGGAUCUUCAACACGACAUCUCCAUGCGAUGGCACAUUACAUGCUGAAAAUGUACAAGCAUUACAAAGAAGAAAGUGAUCCUCAUACUCGGAUUGAAGGGAAAGAGACAGAUGACUGGCUGUGCAUUGAUUUUGGUAGCAUAGUGAUGCAUCUCAUGCUGCCAGAGACACGAGAGGUUUAUGAACUGGAGAAGCUAUGGACUCUUGGUUCCUACGAUGACCAGUUAGCACAGAUGACUCCACAGUCAUUGCCAGAAGACUUUAUAUUUGGACUGACUCCUAACAACACUGAUCAUCUUGAGACAAGAAUGUAAUGCAGCUGCUGAGUUGGAAAGAGAGAGGAGUGUGCCUUCAUGGAUCUGAGACACACACACACCAUGAUUACUGACUUAAUACUAGUCAUUACAACUGAUCAGUACAAAACAGUGUAGUUGUUGGAUGUGCCUAGGUGAAGUUCUGAACGAGCUACAAAAAUUAUCAGAAUCAUAGAAUCAGUAAGGUUGAAAAAGACCCUUAAGAUCAAAUCCAACCCUAAAAUGUCAAAGAAGGAAUCCUAUCAUAAGGGAGCUUCUGGGGGGAGUUACUGUCUCGGUGGAGUUUGCGGUGAAAAGAAUGAAGCAAAGACAACUGCUUAAGCUACUUACACUGAAACUCAUGCUCAGCCUCUACAGUAAUUGUUUUUCUAGUAUCUUUGAAUGACCUGCUGAUAGUGACAGUGCCAAAGAGACCCAAGUGCUACUAUUUCACCCAGGUGAAAUAGUACAGUUUAAAUGAGGCUUCUUGUAUUAAACCAUUUGCUUCUGGUCAAGAUGAAGCAAGUCAUGCUCUGGGUUGAAAGAGAAAACAGACUAGUGUUCCUGAGCAUGUAAAAGUGAAGAGCAGCAGUGACAAAUAAAUGUGUCUAACAGAACAGUAAGUCAUUUUUUUUUCAGCCAAGGCCAGGCUGUUUUUAAUAAUAAUAAAAAAAACCUGGAGAGCUUCAGUUCCUUGUCGUCACGUUAAAACAUUCAACUCAUUCUGAGUGUGCAGUUGGCACCUCUCCUAGUUUUCCGCUCACCUAGUUUCUGGAAAAAUGACACCGAGGCAAAAUGCUAGGGUAGUAUAAACCUUCAGCUCCUCUGAAGUGGGUGAAAGUAGUUCUAAAGGUGAAAGUCCUUAGGCACUGAGCAUAGCUUGCUGCUAAUGUACUGUUCAGCACUUCCAGAAGUCAUUGUGCAGCGUGUUCUUAAUCUGACUGCUGCAUAGUCUAUUACAGUUAGAAGAGCUUCAAGAUGGCAACAAAACUUGUCUGUGUAAAACAAGAUGCUUUUCUCCACUCCAGGACAGGACUUUCAGCACUAGAUUAGGAUGUCUUCCUUCUGGAGGAGCUUGCUCUGCCAGGCGUCAAGAAACAGGAACAGCAGAUCCUGAGGGUGAUCACCGUUUUCCUCCAUAGCCACACAAACUAUUUCAAAAUGCUUAAAGAAAGUGACUUUGUUUUUUGUGCCUGGGGUUGAGUUGUUUAAUGGGAGGGGGGUGGUUUGAUUUUUUUUAAAAAGCAAAACCAAAAAACCUUCUCUGUUUCAGACUGAUCAUGUUUUCUUGCUGUGUCUAGCCUCUUUCAGGAAUAACUGCCCCUGAGUGCACCUACUUGUUGAUACGAGGAAGCAGACUGCAGAUUAAGCAAGGAGAAUUUAUUAAAUGUAAACUAUGCAGAUAAAGCGUAUUUGCCCACAAAAUAAAGAUAUUGAUGGUAA
Molecule: messenger RNA, 2067 nt
Organism: Tyto alba (common barn owl)
Lineage: Eukaryota; Metazoa; Chordata; Aves; Strigiformes; Tytonidae
Gene: MALSU1
Product: mitochondrial assembly of ribosomal large subunit 1
Exons: 4
Coding region: 22-645 (207 amino acids)
Biological process (GO): negative regulation of translation; negative regulation of ribosome biogenesis
Cellular component (GO): mitochondrion
Molecular function (GO): ribosomal large subunit binding
Source: RefSeq, a predicted model, not a curated record